AAGAUAACUUUGGACGCACAUAACAGAUAAGCCCGUUGUACAACAUGGAACAGAACGGCGAGCAGGGCAACCUGUCCCAGGUGAGGCGAGUUGUUUUGGUUCUUUCUGGGAAAGGUGGAGUCGGGAAAAGCACUAUAACCACAGAGCUGGCCCUCGCGCUCCGACACGCAGGCAAGAAGGUGGGUAUUUUGGAUGUGGACCUGUGCGGUCCCAGUAUCCCGCGUAUGUUGUGUGCGGGCCGGCCGGACGUCCAUCAGUGUGACAGCGGCUGGGUCCCCGUUUACACGGACGCCCAGCAGAACCUGGCCCUCAUGUCCAUCGGGUUCCUGAUGGAGGAUCCUGAUGAGGCCGUGGUGUGGAGAGGACCAAAGAAAACAGCUCUGAUUGGUCAGUUUGUGAGUGAUGUGGCAUGGGGGGAGCUGGACAUUCUCCUGGUAGACACACCCCCUGGCACCUCAGACGAACAUCUGGCUGUUCUUGAGAACCUCCGCAAACACAGAGUAGACGGAGCCAUUCUGGUCACUACUCCACAGAGUGUGUCUACGGGCGAUGUCAGGCGAGAGAUUACGUUCUGUAAGAAGACCGAUGUGCGAAUCCUCGGCAUUGUAGAAAACAUGAGUGGCUUUGUGUGUCCACACUGCUCUGAGUGCAGUAAUAUCUUCUCUAGAGGUGGAGGAGAGGAGUUGGCCAAGCUGACCGGCUCUGUGUUCCUGGGCGCUGUUCCACUGGAUCCUCUCCUCAGUGCCAGUUUGGAGGACGGCCGUGACUUCCUUCAGGCUUUCCCGGACAGCGCCACCUUCAGCUCCAUUAGUGCUAUAGCACAGACACUGCUCAGCAGGCUGGAGGGAUGACUGACACGCACGCACUAACAACAGCACGAGAAACCCGCAGCAGUGAUUUAGAGCCACUCUUUACAUUCUCCUGACAAGAUUUCAGGACGGUUCUCACAAACACACCUGGUGUUUUUUUUGUUUUUCUACCGUCGGUGCUGACGGUUUGGCUGGUAGUGUUACUGAGAUGUGUGUGUGUGUGUGUGUGUGGUUGAGAAUGUGAGAUCAGAAGGUCGGGGAACGGACUGGACCAAGGGAACCGAGGCCAAGUGACAGAUCUGUGUGUACAGGAAUGGAGCGGUUCCACCACUGAACCAGUAACGUCUGUAAUAAAAAGCUUAUUCUCACAGUCUGA
Messenger RNA from Chanos chanos (milkfish), 1185 nucleotides. RefSeq names its product nucleotide binding protein 2 (MinD homolog, E. coli) (gene nubp2). Gene Ontology annotation, cellular component: cytosol. Bases 45 to 851 code for a protein of 268 amino acids. Gene Ontology annotation, molecular function: ATP-dependent FeS chaperone activity; 4 iron, 4 sulfur cluster binding; ATP binding. Gene Ontology annotation, biological process: iron-sulfur cluster assembly. The transcript is spliced from 7 exons. Lineage: Eukaryota; Metazoa; Chordata; Actinopteri; Gonorynchiformes; Chanidae. The record is from RefSeq and is a predicted model, not a curated record.